ACGUGUGUGUUCCCUUGAAUAUUUAACUUUGUCUGGGUAUGUUUGUAAUUUCAUUAAUUUACAGCUUAAGUGCUGACUCUUUCUGCCAUUAGCCAACGCGUGGCCUCCCUAUUCUUCAAACCUAAAACCUCCAUUCAACACAACUUACUCCACAUCUGUUUGCAAUAACCAAAAAUUACCGAAGGAAGCAAAGAGGACAUCAUCAAUUGCCCCAAAAUUUAGCAGACUUCACCUAAUAAUUCAACGAAAUUACAACACUUAGCCUUUUCCGAUUCUCAUCUACCACAAAGAUUAUCUUGCGUUAAUAAGCUUGUGAAACAAUGUAUUCCGGCCAAAGAAACAAACGGCCAUAUGCAGAACAUACAAACUCUGACAAGAAUAUAAGAAGACGUGAUAUUUAUGGACAAAUAUUGCCUGAUAAAAAAGAGGCAAUGUUACUACAACGCCGCACCAAAGAACUUGAACGGCAAAAAUGGAAUAGUUCGAUAAAAUCGGCAAUUGAUCCAGAUGAAAAAGUAAUGUAUCAAUGUUACCCUAUGAUUCGAAAACAUACUGCUCUUAUCAUAAGAGAGCCUUCUUCUGCCGACGUCCAAGUUGGCAGCAACCAUGAUGUUAAUACUUUCUCAAGUUCUUUUGAUAAGGGAAAAAAUACCGCUCAUCCGUUUUCUGUAUUUGAAAGAGUUAAACCUAGAACGUCUAUGAACAUGUUUCUUAGCACAUCACGGCUUAGGUAUACAUCUAAAUUGUGAGAAGUCGUGCCCCAGGAUCAACAUCGCGUGCAUUUAAGGGACAACAAAAUUUGUUCCC
Messenger RNA from Nicotiana tabacum (common tobacco), 807 nucleotides. Lineage: Eukaryota; Viridiplantae; Streptophyta; Magnoliopsida; Solanales; Solanaceae. The record is from RefSeq and is a predicted model, not a curated record.